AUGUAUUCAGCUUGUGGUGUGAUUGAAAUUGUUCGCAGGGUAUUUGAUUUGGUUCCUGUUUGGGUCCGAGACUUGGUGUCUUGGAAUAGUAUGAUUUCAGGGUAUUUGCAGAGGGAUUUUUGUGGGAAAGCAUUGGAAUUGUUUGGUGAAAUGAUUGAUGCUAGUUCAGAGAGGCCGAAUGAGUUAACUACAGUUAGUGCCAUAACGGCUUGUGCAAGGAUUGGAGACCUGGAUUUGGGUAGGAGGGUUCAUGGAUUUGUUACGGUUAAUGGAUUUGUCCUGGAUGUUUUUUUGGGUUCAUCACUGAUUGAUAUGUAUGCAAAAUGUGGCCGCGUAGAGGAUGCUCGGAAUGUGUUUGAUAGAUUGCCGGAUAGAAAUGUGGUUUGUUGGACAUCUAUGAUUGCAGGUUAUUCGCAGUUGGGCUUGUUUAAGGAAGCAAUUCAGUUGUUUAGGGUGACGCAGAUUGAGAAUGUGAUGGCAGAUGAAUUGACAAUUGAUUGUGUUGCUUCUGCAUGUGGGCAUUUGGGUGCACUAGACCAGGGGAAGUGGGUACACGCUUACUGUGAAAGGAAUCGAAUCGAGAUGAACCUUACUGUGAAGAAUUCAUUGAUUGAUUUGUAUGCAAAGAGUGGCGAUAUUAAUAAGGCUCUUGAAAUUUUUCAUAAGUUAAUUCAACGGGAUGUGUUCUCAUGGAGUGUUAUGAUUUCUGGGCUUGCCAUGAAUGGUAAGUCUGAUGAAGCACUGGACUUGUUCUCUGAUAGGUUAUUGUCAAGUGAAGUUAGACCAAAUGAUGUCACAUUUCUUGGGGUGCUAUCUGCUUGUAGUCAUGGUGGGUUGGUGGAAAAGGGAAUUUACUAUUUCAAUUUGAUGACCAAAACGUAUAACCUCACCCCUGGAAUUGAGCACUAUGGCUGUAUGGUUGAUCUUCUUGGACGUGCCAACCUUUUGGCAGAAGCAGAAGUUUUAAGAUAA
Telopea speciosissima is the source of this 972-nucleotide messenger RNA. Its product is annotated as pentatricopeptide repeat-containing protein At1g08070, chloroplastic-like. Gene Ontology annotation, biological process: RNA modification. The transcript has a single exon. Bases 1 to 972 code for a protein of 323 amino acids. Lineage: Eukaryota; Viridiplantae; Streptophyta; Magnoliopsida; Proteales; Proteaceae. Gene Ontology annotation, molecular function: RNA binding; protein binding. The record is from RefSeq and is a predicted model, not a curated record.